Messenger RNA from Gadus chalcogrammus (walleye pollock), 5187 nucleotides. It is a transcript of the gene mybpc1, whose product is annotated as myosin binding protein C1. NCBI's taxonomy places the organism in Eukaryota, Metazoa, Chordata, Actinopteri, Gadiformes, Gadidae. Gene Ontology annotation, molecular function: protein binding. The record is from RefSeq and is a predicted model, not a curated record. Bases 311 to 4102 code for a protein of 1263 amino acids. The transcript is spliced from 32 exons.
CCUCCCCUUCCCUGUGGAGAACCACACUACCGGAGGACACCCAGAGAACUCCUCAUCUCCCAACACUCUGGUCCUAUCCACCGGUCCUGACGCCAGCUCCACCAGCUUGCUCUCACCUCUCCCAUCCCGGGGUCUGAGGGGUUCUGCCCUAGCCGACCCGCCUGGGCUCCUCCACACACACACACACACACCCCCCUCCCCCCAGCGCUCCCGUCGGACACAACCCACACCCACCCGCCCGCCGCGACCCGCCUGCUCUCUCCUUUCCUCGUCGAGUACCUGACGCCGACGCUUCCGGAUCACGCUCAGGAUGCCGGAACCCACUAAGAAAGAUGACCAAUCCAAUGGGAAGCCAGGAGAGUGCGUUGUCCCAGAGAGUAACGGUGCACUACCCUUACCUGAGAUAAUCCUGGAGAUCUCACCUCCACCAGAGCCACUAGCAGACGGGGAGCAGCCAGAGGCCAGGGAGUGUGAGCUGCUUCAGGCUGCGGGGCCCCAGGGGCCGGGCCCCGUAGAGGAGGGCUCGGCCGUGGUCAGGGUUAACCCACAGGCUGAGUCUGGUAACCUGGAGGAUGUGGAGGCGGAAUCGUGGUCUCCCCUGGCCGUCGAUAAUGAGGACAAUGGCGUCGGCAGUAACCCCCAGUCUCCGACGCCCCCACCAGAAGACGGAAAUUCAGUCAAGAAACUCUCUAUUGACCUGCCUAAUGAUAGCGUCACUGUGCCAGCAAUGGGGAGGAAAGACUCAGUGUGGUCCCUGGGGGAGGGCCAGGGCCCAGAGGAUCUGGACAAGCCCAUUGACACGCCCCCACUGUCUACACUGCUCAUUGAGAGGCCCCAGGGAGGCUCCGUCGACCUGGGCGCUGACAUUCACUUCAUCGCCAAGGUGGAGGCCAAAGACCUUCUGCGUAAACCCACUGUGAAGUGGUUCAAAGGCAAAUGGAUGGACCUGGCCAGCAAGACUGGGAAGCACCUGCAGCUCAAGGAGACCUUCGACCGGUUCACCAAGAUUCACACCUUUGAGAUGCACAUCAUCAAGGCCAAGGAGAACUACGGAGGGAACUACAGGUGUGAGGUCAACUACAAGGACAAGUUUGACAGCUGCUCCUUCGACCUGGAAGUAAAAGAACCCGAAGCAGGCUCACAGAGUAUUGACAUUCGUUCCGCUUUCAAGAGAAGCAGUGAAGGACAAGAGGAUGCAGGGGAGCUUGAUUUUAGUGGUCUCCUUAAACAUAGGGAGCACAAGCAGGAGGACGUUCCAGAGGUCGAUGUUUGGGAGAUCCUGAAGAACGCCCGGCCAGACGAGUACGAGAAGAUCGCCUUCACCUACGGCAUCACAGACCUGAGGGGUCUGCUCAAGAGGCUGAAGAAGACAAAGAAGGUGGAGAAGAAGAGCGAGGCAUUUGCCAAGAAGCUAGAUGCUGCCUAUCAGGUGGAUAAAGGAGGAAAGAUCCGCUUUAUGGUGGACCUGGCCGACCCCACGGUUGAAUUGAAAUGGUACAAGAACGGGCAGGAGAUCAGAUCCACUCCAAAGUAUAUCUUUGAGCACAAAGGAACUCAGAGGAUCAUGGUCAUAAACAACUGCUCCAUGCUGGACGAUGCCGCCUACUCAGUCGCCGCCGGCGACGAGAAGUGCACGACUGAACUUUUCGUUAAAGAGUUACCGGUGAAGAUUGUGAAAACCAUUGAAGCUGUGAAAACUACAGUGAACGAGAGGAUUGAGCUGGAGUGUGAGGUGUCGGAGGAAGGCGCCCAAGUGAAAUGGAUGAAAAACGGCGUGGAGGUUCCGACCGGGGUGCGUUCAAGAUACCGCGUGAAGGUGGAGGGCACCAAGCACACUCUGGUCAUCGACGACGCCUCAAAGGACGACACUGGCGUGUACUCCAUCAUGGCCACAGGGGGCACGUCUGAAGCUCGUGUCCAGGUCGACCUGAAACCCUUGAAGAUCUUCCAGGAUCUACAGGACAUUACCGUGAAGCUGGGCGAGCCCCUGAAGAUGCAUUGUGAGAUCUUUCCCGGCAACGUCCCGGGACGUUGGUACCGCAACGGACAGCUGAUCCAGGCCAACGACCGCAUCAACAUCCUGCACAGGGCCAAGAACCACCGCCUGGAGGUUGAGGCGACCUCCCUGCACGACUCCGGGGACUACACCUUUGUCCUCGAGGGGUACUCGCAGAGCCUGUCGGCCAAAGUCCACAUCAUCGAUCCCCCUCGAGUGCACUUGGACACGUUGAAUUUCCCAGACAACACGGUGACCAUCGUGGCGGGCAACAAGCUGCGUCUGGAGAUCCCCAUCAGCGGAGAACCGGCACCCAGGGUGGUGUGGAUGAAGGGAGAGAGAGUCAUUCUGGAGUCUGGCCACCGUGUGCAUGCCGAAACGUACGGCGACCACACCAGCCUCACCAUCGAGGUGACCGAGCGGGAAGACUCUGGGAACUACAAGAUCGUCCUGCAGAACGAGGCGGGAGAGGACACCGGCAGUGUCAAGGUCAAGGUUGUAGACAUCCCAGACCCUCCAGAAGCACCUCUGGUUCCUGUGGUGGGCGGCGAUUGGUGCUCAAUGACCUGGGACCCGCCAAUCUACGAUGGCAGCUCGCCGAUUUUAGGGUACUUCGUGGAAAGGAAAAAGAAACAGAGCUCCCGGUGGAUGCGGCUGAACUUUGACCUGAUCAAGGAGACGACAUUCGAGCCCAAGAAGAUGAUCGAAGGCGUUCCGUACGAGGUGCGGGUCUUCGCCGUCAAUGCCAUCGGCGUGUCCAAGGCCAGCGAGCCCUCCAAAGCCUUUGUCCCCCUCGCCGUGACCAGUGAGCCUACCUUGUUGGUGGUGGAUGACGUCACAGACGACACCGUGACCAUGAAGUGGCGCCCGCCCGACACCAUCGGCGCCGCUGGCCUUGAUGGCUACCUGGUGGAGUACUGCGUGGAAGGAACUGAUGAGUGGAUACCGGCCAACAAGGGACUGACGGAGAAAACCAAGUACACCAUCACAGGGCUUCCCACCAACGUCAAGAUCUUAGUCCGGGUGAAGGCCGUCAACGCAGCAGGGUGCAGCACUCCACGCACCAUCCAGCACUCAAUCCUGGUCAAAGAAGUCAUCGAGCCUCCCAAGAUCAGAAUUCCCCGGCACUUGAAGCAGACGUACACCCGGAGAGUCGGGGAAGCCGUAAACCUUGUGGUUCCCUUUCUGGGUAAACCCAGGCCCAAGGUCUCCUGGCUGAAGGAGGGCCAGCCCAUCGACCCUACCCACGUCAGCAUCCGCAACACGGAAUGCGACAGCAUCAUCUUCAUCCGCAAAGCCGAGCGCAGUCACUCUGGGAAGUACGAGCUGACGGUGCAGGUGGAGAACCACACCGACACGGCCAUUCUUGACAUCCAGAUUGUUGACUUGCCCGGGCCGCCCCAGGCAGUGACCAUCGAAGAGGUGUGGGGAGAAAACGUGGCCCUGGACUGGAGCCCCCCCAAAGACAUCGGAAACUCCCCCAUAUCCGGCUACACCAUCCAGAAGGCAGACAAGAAGACCAUGGAGUGGUACACGUGCGUUGAGCACUACCACCGCACGUGCAUUACCAUCUCGGACCUGGUGAUCGGCAACGAGUACUUCUUCAGGAUCUACGCCGAGAACAUGUGCGGUCUCAGUGAAAGCGCCACACAGACCAAGGACUGCGCUCUCAUCGUCAAAGAAGGUCUGCAGCUCAGGACCCCCGAGUACAUCGACCACGACUUCAAGGAGCCCCCCCGCUUCACACAACCUCUGAUCAACACCUUCGCCGUGGCCGGCUACAACGCCACCCUCAACUGCAGCGUCCGCGCCAAUCCAAGGCCCAAAGUGAUCUGGAUGAAGAACAAGAUCGCCAUCAUCGACGACCCGCGCUACCGCAUGUUCAGCAACCAGGGGGUGUGCACCCUGGAAGUCAGGAAGCCCAACCCCUACGACGGCGGUCUGUAUGCCUGUAAGGCUGUCAAUGACCUGGGGGAAGACCAGGUGGAGUGCAGGCUGGAGGUCAAAGGAGGCUUCACCUUUAUGGAGCUCAUGCAACGCGGGGUCCCCCUCCAUCUCAUCGACAAGUACAUGAACGAGGCCAAGGCGGCGGAGCAGGAGAAGUAGAGUCCGGAUCCAGAAUCCGGAUGGGGAUUGAUUUAUUAAGCUGCCCCUGGACGAAUUUGGGUGGUGGUGGGGGUGGUUACUGACUGAAUGAGGGCGAGACAAUAAAGUGUGUGUGUGUGUGUGUGUGCGUGCGUGUGCGUGUGUCCGUCCAUGCGUGUGCUUGUUUGUGCGUGAGCGUAGGUUGCUGAAGCGGGAGUGGUAGGUGUGGUUGUGGGUGGGCGUUCUGCCUUCUGCGUGGCGUGCUGUGUGCGCAAUGGAACUUUAGCUAGCCACCAUAGACAUGUCGAUCCAUUUUAUUUGUCGCCCUCUGGUGUUGAACAGCAGUAUUUCCUGUUUCCGACCAGAUGCAUGCCGUAAGUGUUUUGGUUCUUGCGUUGAACUACAAUGUAUGUAAAAUCUAUAAAUAGACAAAAAAUAAGUGUGUAUUAAAACAAAAGUCCGAAACUAUUGCACUCACCUAUCCUGUAAUCACAUCGUGUUAUUUAUGGAUUGUUGGCGUUAUUUAAUUAUUAAAAGAUGGAAUUUUGAAAUCUAAGAUUUGGAGGAGAUAUUAAGGCUGUGAAUGUUUGCUGGAGGAAGCGAAGGCCUAGAAUUUGACAUGGUCUUUAAACCAGGUUUCUAUUAGGUAUACAUGUUAACGGUUAUUUUUAUUAUGGUUCUUGGAAUAGGCAGUACAAUAGUACAAUGCCUGAGGAAUAAAUCUAUGGGAAUAAGAGACACAUUGUCCACCUUUUCUGCAUGGUGUUUUAUCAAUUCAUGGUAAAAAAAAAUCUGGCUAUAUCAUGCGCAUGCACUUGUCUAUGUAAGUACGUUUCAUAGAAUAAAAAUAUAUUGUACCAUGUCUUCUUGUAAUUACAACUGUUUUUGUCCGUACGUUUUUUUUAUGUAAAAAAAAAAAGACCAACAAUAACUUUGAAUCAUAAAUAGGCUUUACAUUAUAGACUUAAUACAAAAAUAUUUGGAUUCGUUUGGAUAAAAAGGUUAUUGGCCAGCUGGAAUCUCGGCUACUCAUGUUUUAAUUGUAGGAUAUUGUGAAGAUAAGAAAGGAAAAGGGAGCAGGUUCGAGUAUUAAAAUCCAAAUUAUU